Hypomesus transpacificus is the source of this 3321-nucleotide messenger RNA. Its product is annotated as sodium/hydrogen exchanger 10-like. Gene Ontology annotation, molecular function: primary methylamine oxidase activity; copper ion binding; monoatomic ion channel activity. The transcript is spliced from 25 exons. Gene Ontology annotation, biological process: proton transmembrane transport; amine metabolic process. The record is from RefSeq and is a predicted model, not a curated record. Gene Ontology annotation, cellular component: membrane. The coding region runs from base 1 to 3321 and encodes 1106 amino acids. Lineage: Eukaryota; Metazoa; Chordata; Actinopteri; Osmeriformes; Osmeridae.
AUGGGCACUUUAAGCUUCCACUACCCAAAGGUGAAUCACUUCACCACCGACCUGGCAGACAUUUCCCCCAAGCUGCUAACGGACAUCUUCAUGCCCGUCCUGAUCUUCAGCAGUGCCUUCGAGAUCGAGUCGCACACCUUCAAAAGAUCCCUCUCACAAGUCCUUCUCCUGGCUGUCCCUGGUUGUCUCCUCACUAGCUCCUUGAUAGCAGUGCUGGUAGUGGAAGUUUACGCCUACGAGUGGAACUGGUACAUUGGCAUGAUGUUUGGGUCCAUUGUCAGCACCUUUGAUUGCUUCAUAACUUCCAGUAUACUCCGCAAGUCCGGUACGUCCAAGGCGCUCAUCCUGAUUAUGGAAGGAGAGUCGCUGUUCAGCGAGGGGACAUCCUUCAUCGCGUUUGAGUGUUUCAAAAACCUGGACGUGAAUCUCGCUGACUUCAACGUAAAGUCGUUCAGCGUCAAGCUGAUGUUGAAGGUGUUUGGAAGCCCUCUCCUGGGCUUCAUCAUGGCAAAACUCAUUAUGUUCUGGCUGUCGUACAUCUUUAAUGACGGACUGAUCGAGAUCACCAUAAGUCUCGCCAUGACAUACAUCACAUUUUACAUCGCUGAGUGGCUGGGCAUGGCGGGGGUGAUCUCGGUCCUGACCAUGGGCCUGCUGCUUGACACGGUCAACUUCAGCCCAGAGAUUGAAGUGUUCCUCUUACGAUUUUGGGAGACGCUGACCUACCUGGCCAACACCCUCAUCUUCUUCAUUGUGGGGAUCGUGAUCGCCAAAGCCUUUCAGCAAGCCGAACUAAACGACUACAUCAACAUCAUAGUGCUGUACCUCUUCAUGUAUGUCAUAAGGUUGGUGACGGUGCUGUUGUGCUCCCCCCUGCUGGUGAGGAUGGGGUAUGGCUUCAGCUGGCGCUGGGCCGCCGUGUGCGUCUGGGGAGGCACCAAGGGAGCCUUCUGCCUCAGCCUCAUGCUCAUGGCCUUCCAGACAGAAGACAUGAAACUGGUCGUGCGAAACAAGGUGUUGGUGCUGGUGUCAGGGAUGGUGCUGCUGACUCUGCUCAUCAAUGCCGUCUCCAUGCCCUGGGUCCUGCAGCUCCUGGGCCUGUCUGAUGUGUCCAUGCCCAGACGCCAGGCCAUGUACAACGCCAUCCAACGCAUCCAGGAGAGCACCGAGAACACCCUGAGCAUGCUGAAGAUGGACCGCUUCCUGGCCGACUCCAACUGGGAGAUGACAAAGAUCACGGUCCUCAUGGAAGACCCCUACAAGACCCCCGGUGACACGGUGGAAAUGGAGGAGUUCAGCCCGAUGUCCAGGAUGACCACGUGUCCUGACUGUGACAGGAGGAUCUCCUACACCCCGGCCCCCCGCGAGCUGGAGGACAUGAUGGAAGAGGCUCGCAUACGCAUCCUCAAGGCCCAGAAGAUGAGUUACUGGAAGCAGUACAGCUCUGGGAUGCUCAACCGCCAGGCUGCAAGGACCCUGAUCAACACAGUGGAGAAUGUGACGGAUCAGAAAGGGAAGUUCAUGGGCGUACAGGACAUCCAGAAGCACUGGGAGCUGAAGGGCGUGUUCAUAACCGUAAAGAGGAGGUUAGAAGACUGGCUGUACCACAAGGUGGAGAAACUGAAGCCGCCCCGGCACCCCGUGCUCCGCUGGUGUUACGACGUGGUGUUCAGCGUGCCCUUCGAGUACUCUAUCUACAUGCUGAUCCUGUGCAACAUCUUCAUCAUCGUCCUGGAGUUCGCGCCUUCCCUCGGCCAAUACGAGUUUGAGAUCUCUGUGCUCAACUACCUGUUCUUCAUUGGCUAUGCUUUGGAGGCCACCUUCAAGGUGCUGGCCAUGAGGACAGCUUACUUCUUUGACCCCUGGAACCACCUGGACGUGGUGGUGAUGAUCCUGGCCCUGGUGGACAUCAUCGUCCAGGACAUGGUGGACAGGGAGGACCUCCACACCCUCAGUAUCGUGUCUUCCUUCAAGAUGCUGCGCAUCCUUCGGGUCUUUCAUCUGACCAAGGUUCUGAUCCCCAAGAUGAUCGCCCUCACCAACCUCCAGAUCCACAAGCAGCUGAGCUUUGGCUACGACAUCGGCAAGGGCUACGUGGUAGGAGAAGAGGCUGUCGGCAGGAUCAUAGACCACAUCUCAGACGACUUUAGCAUCUCCCAGAGACUGAAAGAGAUUGUAGAGACCAACAGGCAGGAUGCAACCAGGGAGAUGGGAAUGCUACAGCGAGACUAUCCAGAGAUCGCCAUCUCAGUGAAGACCAGACAGGCCAUCCGGUCUGUGCUGAACAACGAGAGAGAUGCCAUUCACACGCUCCUGUCCGGGGGCCUCUUAGAUGAGACCGAGGCGGCAACACUGAACAAGACGAUCGAGAUCAAGAUGAAGAAGUUGAUCAACUUCCCCCCCACCAUCCCCGCGCCGACGGCAGAGGACCUGCUUCAGAGCCUGCCCUGGCUCCACCUCCCCGAGGAGAUCGCCUUCAUCCGGAGAGUGGCCAAGCUCCUGUACUUUGACUUUGGGGACACCAUCAUCGAGGAAAAGGAGGCUCCGGAGGGGAUCCACUUCAUCGUCUCUGGCAUGGUCAAGACCACAGGCACCAAACCCAGCCUGGGAGGGCCAGUGGACCGGGAGAGCCGUGUGACAGACUACAGGGGCCCUGGGUCCAUCCUGGGGGAGCUCAACUGUCUGACCCUGCAGCCUACAGAGGCCACCGUCAUCUGUGAGACCGCCACUCAGACGUGUUUCAUAGACAUCGACUCGCUGUUUGAAGCGUUUGACCUGUUUCGCGUUCACCCGUCACUGGAGUAUAAGAUCUGGCACUCUCUGGCCAAGAAGAUCUGCAUCAGCACCUUUCAGGAGCAUAUCGACUACCAGGGGUGGAGCUACCACCGAAUCUGCGACUACCUGUCCCACGCCUUCCUGGUGGACCUGGUGAUAAACGGGAAGCGUAUGGUGUACGACGGCAACAUGGAGGACGUGGUGGUGGUGUACGGCAGCUGUGACGACACGCACACGCUGCGGAUCUCCUAUGUCGCCCCCGCGCUCAUCGGCAGGAGCACGCACGAGAUCGUGGGGAAAUCCGGCAUGACCAAGCUGAUGAUCAUCCCCAGCCCGGUGAGGAAUGACCGAGGCUCUCAGCACUGCCAGAGACACGCGGCGAUAAGGAAAGGACACGGCACCAGAGGUACGGUCGAGCAGCGUCCAGGUGAGCAUCCUCCUGAAUCGCAACACCACACCUGCUCCCGCUACACCUGCUCCCGCUACACCUGCUCCCUCUACACCUGCUCCCUCUACACCUGCUCCCGCUACACCUGCUCCCGCUAG